Molecule: messenger RNA, 5300 nt
Organism: Rubroshorea leprosula
Lineage: Eukaryota; Viridiplantae; Streptophyta; Magnoliopsida; Malvales; Dipterocarpaceae
Source: the annotation of a GenBank genome assembly
CUCACGGUGGGAGUGUUUCUCUUUUCUCCUCAAGGUGGGAGGUAACAAAUCUUAUAGCACGUUUCUGCGAAACGGAGGCUAAGGCGAUGACGGAUCCGAGUGUACGAGACUUAACAGCAGCGCUGGGGAAACACCUAUCUUUAACAGUGGAGGAGGAUGUGGGUUUAGAUCUGGACGACGGUGAUGAGGCGCAACGGAGUGGCGGCGGCGGACGGUGGUGCCUUGUUGGCACAGUGCUAACCCGAAAAAAGUAUAACCUUGAAGCUAUGGAGAACACGCUAGCAGGCAUCUGGAGACCUGUUAAGGGCAUGCACAUGAGGAUUCUUGGAAACAACUUUUUUGCUUUCUAUUUUUUUUAUCCGGUGGACAUGCAGCGGGUAUUAGCAGUUGGCCCUUGGCGUUUCGCAGACCAUGUCAUGGUUCUACAAGAAUCAGCGGGGGGUAGACCAGUGAAGAAAGAAGACUUAUUUGAGGUUCCUUUUUGGAUCCAAAUUCAUGGGUUACCACCUGAUCGUUUGACGGCUGCUACGGGCAGGAGGAUUGGAGGGUCAUUAGGGAGGCUAGUAGAUGUGGACACGGGGGAUGGCAUUGGGUGGGGAGUGGAAUAUAUCCGUAUUCGAGUCUUUAUUGACUCAAGAAAGCCACUGCGCAGAGGAAUGACGAUGACAGAGAAUGAAGGGCCUUUCUGGGUGGAUUUCCGGUAUGAACGACUCCCAAAUUUUUGCUACUGUUGUGGAAUGCUUGAUCAUGUUGAAAGAGAUUGCGAACUGGGACUAGAAUUGGAGAGCUUGGGGGUGAUGGAGCGCCCGUACAGCAGGGAUCUUCGUGCAGGUCCAAAAAGAGGCCAACAUGACGCUGCGUUACAAGUGGGGAGGUGGCUCCGUGAUGCUUCCGGUAACCCAGUGGUGACUGCGGCACGGCGGAGGUGGCCUAGCCAGUAUAUGGAAGGAAUGCCCAAUUUAGAAAGUCAGAAAUGUCAUGAUGAGAGCAGUCCUCAAAAUUGGCGUAUGAUUGAGACAGUAACUGCAGGAUUAAUUGACCGAGAUUGUUGCAGAGAUCUUCUGGAGAAUCCUGUGAAUCCUACAGACAGGGAGAUAAUCUCGCAACGAGAGAUCAAUCAUAUUAAAAUAGGGCACCACCAUCCAAUAAAAAAUGCAGUCGCUCAUGGAAAUAAUGAAUCCGAAUCAACCCCUUUUGUGUCAGAGGGGCACAAUCACAGGCAAGAGAGUGAUUCGAUGGGACCUAUUGACUUAUAUAAGGUGGAGCAACUACAUAAUGUGGGCUGUAAACAAGCCCAGGUGACACAUGAGGCUAGUUUGGGUAGCCAUGCGGCCCAGGCCCAUGACUCAAAUUCUAUUUUCUUAUUUACAUCCCCCCAAAGCAGUAAUCCUCCUCAUACGAGAGCAUGGAAACGAGAAGCUCGUAACAAGCCACUAUCGAAGGCCCAAUCUUCGCAGGCCAUUAGUAGAGUUAAAAGGAAGGAUGGCUUGUUUCAGACUACAGACAAUGAUCCAAUAGGCAAUGAGAAACGAGGACGAGGCAAAGGGCUUGGGAACCCUCGAGCAGUUCGUAGCCUCAUCGAGCUGGUGGGGUUGAAAAAGCCUAUAGUAGUGUUCCUUAGUGAGACACUGCUAGAUAAGAAAGGAAUGGAAUGUGUUCGACGGAGACUUGGUUUUCAGAAUUGUUUUACAGUUGCUCGUGUGGGGCGGAGUGGUGGUCUUGCUAUGUUGUGGCAUUCUACUGUGAAAUUGUCUUUACUUUCCUAUUCCCAGAAUCAUAUUGACAUGGAAGUGGAUGGUGUAGGCACUUGUAAGUGGAGAUUUACAGGUUAUUAUGGCCAUCCUGAGCGGCAAAACCGAAGGAAAUCAUGGGAGUUAAUUUGUGAAUUAGCCUCCCACUCUACUUUACCUUGGCUAAUUAGUGGCGAUUUUAAUGAUUUACUUCACCCAGAUGAGAAAAGAGGAGGUCAACCACAACCUGAUUGGAUGUUGCAGGGCUUCCAAGAAGUUAUUGAUAGUUGCUGCUUGAUAGAACUACGUAUGGUUGGUGGAAUGUUUACCUGGCGUCGGAAUGAUUUAAUGGAAAAGUUGGAUAGAGGCUUAGUUACUCAUCACUGGCAAUCAAUCUUCCCCGGUGCAAAGGUCAGGUUGUUGCCCCCUUUAUCUUCUGAUCACUCCCCUCUAUGGAUUACGCUUGCUGGAAAUUAUACCAGAAAUAAUAGAAGGAGAAGAAAAUUCAGAUUUGAGGAGAUGUGGCUCCGGGAUAACAAGUGCCAAGAGGUCAUUCAGUCGAGUUGGUCUGCCGUUGAAAGUGAUGGUGAGUGGCGUAGUCUGUUACAUAAGAUCCGCCUAUGCUCAGAAGACUUGGCACAUUGGAACAGCAUGCACUUUGGUCAUGUGCAGAAGCAGGUGAAGCAAUGUUUAAGAUCAAUUGAGUCUAUAAGACAGCAGCCAAUCUCGGAAUCCACAAUUGAAGAAGAGAAGAGACUGCUUACUGAAACAGAGGAAUGGCUUGAAAGAAUGGAGUUAAUGUGGCGUCAACGCUCUCAAGAAAUCUGGUUACAAGAGGGGGAUAGAAAUACUCGCUUCUUCCAUAAGAGAGCAUCAAGGCACAAGGAUCACAAUACGAUCAAUAAAUUGCAAGGUGAGGACGGGGUGUGGAAGUAUGACUUUAAGGAUCUCCAACAUAAUGAGUUUUUGCUUCGUGAUUUCACUGAGAAUGACAUUACACAAGCACUGUUUCAGAUGCACCCAUCAAAGGCACCAGGCCCUGAUGGUCUUUCCCCAGCUUUCUUUCAACAGUUUUGGAACAUUGUCAAGGAGGAUGUUGUGAGACCCUGUCUACAGUUCCUUAAUCAUGGAGGAGCCUUACCACAGGACUUGAAUUUUACUCAUAUUGUACUUAUUCCAAAACGCAAUGAACCUAGGACAAUGGCUGACUUAAGACCAAUAAGCCUAUGUAAUGUGGUGUACAGAAUUCUAGCGAAAGUGUUGGCUAACCGUUUUAAGCAAGUUCUACAGACAGUGAUCUCCCAAGAGCAAAGUGCCUUCUUACCAAAUAGGCUAAUUACAGAUAACUUCUUAAUUGCCUACGAAGUGCUUCACUAUAUGCGGAGUAGGAAGAAUAGAAAGAAAGGAUGGCAGGCAAUAAAAUAUGGAGUACUACUGAAUGGCAUGGAGAUAGGAGCAGUCAUGCCAACUAGGGGCCUCCGACAAGGUGACCCAUUAUCACCUUAUCUAUUUAUUCUAUGUGCUCAAGGUCUCACUGCUAUGAUCAAAGAGGCUGAAUACAGGAAGCAACUUCAUGGAAUCCGUAUCUGCCGGCAAGCUCCAAAAAUUUCCCAUCUCUUCUUCGUUGAUGAUAGUUUUCUUUUCUUACGAGCUACUGAAACUGAAGCAAAGAAUUUGAAGGCUAUUCUCCAAACAUAUGAGGAAGUCUCUGGCCAAGUUAUCAACUCACAGAAAUCUUCCAUCACAUUUAGCUGCAGUGUCCGGCAGGGAUUGAGGGAUAGUAUCUCGUGUAUUUUGAACAUGAUUGAGGCUGAACAACCAGGGCGAUACCUUGGCUUUCCAGCACUUGUGGGUCAUUCUAGAACAGCUACUUUUGCCAGCUUGAAAAGCAAAUUCUGGAAGCGUAUUGGUGAAUGGAGGGAACAGCCAUUAUCAAGAGCUGGUAGGGAAAUCUUAAUAAAAAUGGCUAUUCCGAAGAAGGACGGAGGCUUGGGGUUCCGGGCAAUGCAUGAGUUCAAUAUUGCUAUGUUAGGAAAGCAAGGUUGGAGACUUUUAACUAAUCCAGAUUCCCUAGCAGCAAGGGUUAUGAAGGCCAAAUACUAUCCUAGAACGGAUUUUUUACAUGCUCAAGUAAAGCCCACAUGCAGUCUUACAUGGAGAAGCAUUUGGACCUCUAUGGAUUUGUUGAAACAGGGUUGUCGGAAGCUUAUAGGAAAUGGACUCAAUACAGAGAUAUGGGGUGAUCUGUGGCUCCCGGGAAACUCACAGUUCCAUGUCCAAACACCAAAGCCUACUGGAUGUGAGCUUCGUUAUGUUAGUGAUCUCAUUGAAGAGGAAUCCCAUCAGUGGAAAGAAGAUUUAAUCUUGCAUACGUUUAGUGCUCAUGAAGCUCAAUUAAUUCUUUCUCUGCCUCUUAGCUGGACGAGGAUGGAUGAUAAUUGGACUUGGAACUUUACUCGGCAUGGAAAAUAUGCUGUGAGAUCUGGCUAUCAUAAAGCUAUGGAGAUGCGAGGCAACCGAGAUAGUCCUUCGAGUUCUUCCUCUAACUUUAGAGGUCGGCAGCUGUGGUCUAUGAAGGUGCCAGAAAAGGUACGUUUACUAAUGUGGAGUGCUUACCGUAAUAUUCUACCCACAAAGGACAACUUGCACCAUAGACAUGUUAAUGUUGAUUUAGACUGCCCUAUGUGUGGAAAUAAAAAGGAAUCCGUGCUACACUGUCUUUUGUACUGUGAAAUUGCACGGGCGGUAUGGAUGGGCUCCCCAUUGGGAAUUCGGGUGUCUGAAUUUCAAGUAGAUGACUUCGCUACCUUUUUUGACAAUAUUUCUUGUAUUUUCCAGAAGGAACAACUUGAGCUUCUUUGCAUUUUAUGCUGGAAAUUAUGGAAUUGCAGGAAUGAGACACUGUGGAUUGGUCGUCGGACAUCCCCCCAACAUAUCAUUGAACAUAGUAUCACUUUCCUGGGAGAAUAUAGGAAAUUAGUCUUAUCGAAAGGCAGGGGGGCUGCAAUGGUACAAAGGAGAAGUGAAAUGAGGUGGAGACCACCAGAGGCUGGCUUUAUAAAAAUAAAUGUGGAUGGGGCAAUUUUUGUGCAGAAUGGUGCAUAUGGGAUGGGUGCCGUAGCGCGAAACCAUCAAGGUGAAGUGUUGGCAGCAAUGGCGUGUAAGGGACAGGGAGCAGUAGCUGUGGAAAUAGCUAAAGCAUGCAGUCUACGUAUGGCACUACAAUGGGCUCAUGAUCUCACUUUCAGAAAGAUUUUUUUGGAAACAGAUUGCGUAAGCCUAGUGACAGCAAUCAACAAUGAAAUACUUUCCACAAAUUCAAGCCUCGGUGCUGUUCUUUUGGACUGUAGAGUACUAAUGACAUCCUUCAUGCAUUGCCAAGUCAACCACAUUCGUCGUGAAGGAAAUGCUGUUGCCCAUGAGCUUGCAAAACGAGCCCUCCAGGCUGAAGCAAAUGAGUACUGGAUAGAAGAAGUACCAGUUGACAGCGCAUCUUGUAACAGGAGAACAUAAUGCCUCAUGAUAUGUAUUCUUCCUGUUUAUAUUAUUUAAUAAAGUAUGUGUAGCAUU